AUGGCAGCCUCUGACGAAAAGGAUGUCCUGAUCGAUCGUCGUGUAUAUGAGGAGUCUCGAAUUCGCACGUAUCAUAUUCCUCCAAAACAUGAAAAUCUCCAAACCCGCAAUAUCCGGCGGAGUUUACUGCACCUGCUCCUGACCGUGAUGCUGAUCAUGGCCAUGGUGUUCUUCUGGCCCUGGAGCCACUGGUAUCCCAUCGCGGAGCUGUCCAUUGAACAGCGUGUGCACAAGAUUCUGUCGGAGACGCCACUGAUCGACGGUCAUGACGAUUUCCCAAUCAUGAUUCGGGAAGUCUUCAAAAACCACAUCUAUGGAGAUAAUUUCACAUCUCUCUUCGUAAAUGGCAACAUGCCCUUACAUGUGGAUCUCCCUCGCCUGAGGCAAGGCAUGGUUGGGGGAACCUUCUGGAGCGUGUACGUCCCUUGCCCGAAGGAUUGGUCAGAUUUCUCGAACGAGAACUAUGCAGGAAGUAUGAGAGAUACCAUGGAGCAGGUGGACGUGAUGUCGCGUGUCCAACGAGCUUACCCUCAUGUCUUCUCUACGAGGCCCAACGGCACGACCGCCAUGAGUGCGUUUCAGGAGGGUAAAAUAAUCUCGCCAUUUGGAAUUGAGGGCUUACAUUCUAUCGGAAACUCACUGGCCCACUUGCGCAUCUUUUACGAGCUGGGCGUCUCCUAUGCGACUCUCACACACAACUGCCACAAUAUAUAUGCCGAUGCCGCCCUCGUGGAGCUUCCACAAGGAGGUGUCAAAGUGGCUAAACCUCACUGGCAUGGACUCAGCGAUGCAGGUCAGAAACUUAUCACUGAAAUGAAUCGCAUUGGCAUGAUCGUCGAUCUGGCGCACGUAAGUGUCGACACGAUGCGCGAUGUGCUGGGCGCGGGCAAAUCCGAAUGGUCAGGUAGUCGGGCUCCGGUGAUCUUCAGCCACAGCUCUGCGUAUGCGCUCUGCCCGCACCCGCGCAACGUGCCCGAUGAUAUUCUGGCUCUGGUUCGAGAGAGAAAUUCGCUGGUCAUGGUCAACUUUUCGCCGAGCUUUAUCUCGUGUGUCGCAUCCAAUAGUCCUGAUGGUUUGCCGGAGGAGGACCCCACCAAUGCCACUCUGGAACGGGUUGCAGACCACAUCAUGCACAUCGGCACUCUGGCUGGCUUUGACCACGUCGGGCUAGGCAGUGAUUUUGACGGCAUUCCGAGUGUCCCCCAGGGGCUCGAGGAUGUGUCCAAGUUCCCGAACUUGAUCGCCGAACUGCUGCAACGAGGCAUCAGCGACGAGGAUGCAGCCAAGGUGGCCGGAGGGAAUCUACUUCGCGUGUGGAAGGAGGUGGAUCGGGUGGCGCUGGAGAUGCAGGCCUCCAACGUCCUGCCGGCGGAGGAUUGA
Messenger RNA from Penicillium lagena, 1380 nucleotides. RefSeq names its product putative dipeptidase. The transcript is spliced from 3 exons. Gene Ontology annotation, molecular function: metallodipeptidase activity. Gene Ontology annotation, biological process: proteolysis. The record is from RefSeq and is a predicted model, not a curated record. Lineage: Eukaryota; Fungi; Ascomycota; Eurotiomycetes; Eurotiales; Aspergillaceae. The coding region runs from base 1 to 1380 and encodes 459 amino acids.